CCAGGAAAAGCCGGAAGUGCAAGCGGCCGUGCUCCGCAGGAACGCCUCUAGUCCUCGUCGGCCGCCGUCGCGGAGGCCGGGCAUGGGCGCGGCAGGAGUGUUCGCGGAAAUGCCGCUGGUCGGAGGUCGCGGUGGGGUCACUAGAGAAUCAGCCCACAGGUCCUACUAUAGGAGCAAGAUCCAACCAGUGAAGCAAGGAGGAGGUCUCAGGACCAGUGUGUGGUCAUUUGUGGGGACACCAUUGAGCAGAGACCAAGAUUUCAGGAACUGAGGGGAAUUCAAGAAGAAACUAAACACACAAGUCCCCUUUACUGUGUGUUUCCAGUCAUAGAAGAAAAUGCUUAAGGACCAGGAAUCACUGACACUGGAGGACGUGGCCGUGGACUUCACCUGGGAGGAGUGGCAGCUCCUCGCCCCAACCCAGAAGGACCUGUACCGGGACGUGAUGUUGGAAAACUACAGCAACCUGGUGUCAGUGGGGUACGUGGCCAGGAAGCCAGAUGCACUCUCCAGAUUGGAGCAAGGGGAACUGUGGACGACAGAACAUGAGAUCCCCAGUCGAAUCCGUCCAGAGAUCAAGAAAGAUGAUGGUCAUCUACAGGGGCACUUGCAAAAUCAAAGAUGUCCAAAGAGAAUGAAACAAUGCCAUGAACAUAAUGCAUUCGGAAAUGUCAUUCGUCAGAGUAAAAGUAAUUUUCCCUUAAGGCAAAAUCAUGAUAUCUUUGACUUAAAUGGGAAAACACUGAAAUCAAAUUUAAGUUUAGUCAACCAGAACAGAAGCUAUGAAGUAAAGAACCUCAUUGAGGUUAAUGGGGACACGAAAUCCUUACCCCAUACAAAGCAUGACCAGUGUUGUAUUGAAAUUAAAUUUCCUGAAUGUGGGAAUUCUAUGAAUACAAAUUCCCGAUUCAUCAAGCAUCAAAGAACUGAAAAGAUAGAGAAACCCCAUGUGUGCAGUGAAUGUGGAAAAGGCUUCUUCAAGAAGUCUCGGCUCAUGGAUCAUCAGAGAGUUCACACAGGAGAGAAGCCUCAUGGGUGCAGCAUAUGUGGGAAAACCUUUUCCAGAAAGUCCAGACUCACUGAACAUGAGAAAACUCACGUAGGAGAAAAGCGGUAUGAAUGCUCUGAAUGUGACAAAGCAUUCCCCAAGAAAUCACGGCUACUUAUGCAUCAGAAAACUCAUACAGGAGAGAAACCCUACGUGUGCAGUGAGUGUGGAAAAGGCUUCAUCAAGAAGUCUCGGCUCAUUAACCAUCAGAGGGUUCACACAGGAGAGAAGCCUCAUGGAUGCAGUCUGUGUGACAAAGCAUUCUCCAGAAAGUCCAGGCUCAUUGAACACCAGAGAACUCAUACGGGAGAAAAACCUUAUGAAUGCACUAAAUGUGACAAAACGUUCCGCUGGAAAUCACAGCUCAAUGCCCAUCAGAAGACUCAUACAGGAGAGAAAUCGUAUAUAUGCAGUGAUUGUGGAAAAGGCUUCAUUCAGAAGGGCAAUCUCAUUGUACAUCAGCGAACGCAUACUGGGGAGAAGCCUUAUAUAUGCAGUGAAUGUGGGAAAGGUUUCAUUCAGAAGGGCAAUCUCCUUAUACAUCAACGAACUCACACUGGAGAGAAACCCUACGUAUGCACGGAAUGUGGGAAAGGCUUUAGCCAGAAGACAUGCCUCAUAUCACAUCAGCGAUUUCACACUGGAAAGACUCCCUUUGUGUGUAGUGAGUGUGGAAAAUCCUGUUCACACAAGUCUGGUCUCAUUAACCACCAGAGAAUUCACACUGGAGAGAAACCCUAUACCUGCAGUGACUGUGGGAAGGCUUUUAGAGAUAAGUCGUGCCUUAACCGACACCGGAGAACUCAUACAGGAGAGAGGCCCUAUGGAUGUGCUGACUGUGGGAAGGCUUUCUCUCACCUGUCAUGCCUUGUUUACCAUAAAGGAAUGUUGCAUGCAAGAGAGAAAAGUGCACGUUCAGUCACAUUGGAGGAUCCUUUCCCAGAGAGCUACAGCUCAUCACUUUCCGAUGAUAGCGUGCAGGAGAAAGACCCUGUUAACACGGCAUCUGUGCAGAUGCCUUCUGUAGCAGCUCAGACUUCCUUACACCUCCGUGGACUCCUAGCAAAUAGGAACAUAGCCACCGUGGGACAGCCAGGUGCCAGAUGUGCACCGUCAGCAGAUAACAGAAUUUGCACAGAGAAACCUUUUGAAUGCAGUGAAUGUGGUAGUGCCUUCACCGAUCAGUUACGUCAUAUUUUAUGUCACAAAAAGCACACAGGAAUAAAGUGUGAUACGAUCAAGGUGGAGAACCCUUGACUAAAACUUCACUUCCUGCUCAUUAUUCGGCUGAUAAGUGUAUACGGAGACAAACAGUAUAAGGACCAGGUAUAAAGACAAAUAGUAUAAAGAUCGGAAAAUCCUUUGUGGAAAGAUAGACCUUACUGGUGUUUCAUAGGUCACAUAUCAUCAGUGAGCUCAUAGCCGGUAGAAAUAUAAUGACCCUGGAAAAGUCCUUCACGAGAAAUAAGACUUCAGUAGGCGUCAGAGAUCUCACACCAGAGAAGAACAGUUGGAAGAGCUCUGAAGGCAGUGAAUGUGGCACGGUCAUCAGUGGGGCAUUCUGCCUCAUCAGUUGGCAGAGGAAAUAUACAGAAGUAAAACUCUGACCUCACCAACUGUGGAACAUCUUCGGCAAAGUACCAGAAAACACAUAAAGCAAAUAAGCCCUGUGAAAAUGAGUGUUUUAGAGAUUUCUGCCACAAGUUUAAAAUCAUUUUACUUAAGAUAAUGUACAUAGGGUACAUUUAGGACAAUGUACCUUGAAUCAAACUCCUCAUUGAUAUGAUGGUCACUCUUUAAUUCAAAGGAGGUGGUAUAUAUUGCACAUCAAUGGUUAGAGUUAGGACAGUGCACCCCCUCCCUUUUUUGGGGGGCCGUGAAUCUCUCAUUCCCACCCAUGAUCAUUAUAUGGUUAGCUCUUGUGUUUCUUUGGUUCUAAAUUUAUUCAGUUUAUUUUAGGAUAUUGAAGUCCCUCCUUCAGCCUUCAAAAGGAAAGUGAAUACAUUUGAUUCAAUAAUGUACCAUCGUGUGUUUGGAUGUGUUUAACUUUGUAAAUCUCACCCAAAGGAACAACUGCUCAGAUCUCACAACCCGUCAGCCAGGUUCUUUCCCUAGAAGAUAGUUCCCAUCCAGUACACACACCACUCAGAAAAACUUUCAACUGUUUCCUUUACCUAGUGCUGUUCUAGAACCUACAGAUCGCUGACAGUGAUGAACUGAACAGAAGUCCUUGCUGCCUUUGAGCUAGCAUUUUGUUUUUAAGAUUGAUUUAUUUGAGAAAGAGAGCACAAGCAGGGGAAGUAGAAGGCAGAGGGAGAGGGAGAAGCAGGGAGCCUGAUGUGGGGCUCAAUCCCAGGACCCUGGGAUCAUGACCUGAGCCAAAGGCAGACGCUUAACCAACUGAGGCAUCCAGGGGUCCCUAAGCUGGUGUUUUUUUAAAGCUGGAUUAUAUGUGUGUAGCAAUUUGACCCUCCAGCAUGUGUAAUCAAAGGAUGUAUACACCUACAUUAGUUGAAAAGGACAUACUGUAGAAGAUACAAAGUAUCUUGGUAAUUUCUUGUUCAAGGGGCAUAUUAUCUGGAAAGGGAGCAGGAAAGGAUUCACUUAGUUUUACACAUGUAAAAUAGGAUAUGGAGACUUUUUUUUAAAAGGUUCGUAUCUUAUCUCUCCACUUGGAUUAUAAAUGUCUAUCUGGAUAGUUUAUAGUUUUAUAUUCCCCAGCACAUAGUAAAAUAGAAAUGAAUUACAUUGCUUUGAAAAGUGAUUGAAAGUGAGUGUAUGACGUAUUAAUGACCUAACAGACUAAUCAACCAAACAUAUUUUUGUCACUGAAGGAAAGGAGCUAUGGGAAAGAAAUUUCAAAGAUCAGUAUUAUCCCAAGAAACAUAAAAAAAAAAAAAAAAACAAUCCUGAAUAGAGGCCUCUGGCAAUAUAGAAUGGGCUGAUCAGCGAAGGAAUAGGCUCCACCGAACAAGCCCAAUUAAUGGAAGAAAAUGUAUGUCACUUUAAAAAUUGAGGACAGUGUGUUAAAUGGGUGGAGGUGAGAUUCCGUCAGAUGUCGUGGAGAAGAGCCCUGACUCUGUUCCACCGUCUGCCACCUGUUAGAGGGGCCAGAGUCUCAGGGAUCCCAGCUCCACUGUGAUGUGAUGAACGGAGACAUGAUGGAGCAUCAUCAUCUUCAUUGUCUUGUGUCAAUGGGGCCUGUGUCAUCUCUUCUGUACUCAGGGUUCUUUCCCUUGCUUCAGUAAAGAUCUAUCCAGCUUAAAAACAGUCCUACUUACAAGGGAAAAGAGUGGAAAUUUGCCAUGAAGUGGCUGUUUCAUAAUUGAAUUCCAAACUUGAGUCAAUUACUCCAUUCACUACUACAAACAUCUUUUUGAGCAUCUGCACUGUGCCCGGUACUGUUGUAGACAUGGGAUACUCUGGUGAACAAAACAUGCAAACUAAUGGCCUCUAACAGGAUGGAUGCGGGGCAGAUGCUCUUCAAAGAAUCAGAAAUGGAUUCUUCUUUGACUCAGUCUUCAAGUUCUUUCCGCUCCUUGUCUUGUGAAUCUGCACAUCCUAUCAUGGUGGUUGGCGUCGUCCUACUUAAAUCUGCAGUCAGUGUCCCUGAAUGGGUUGCCCAGCCUACCCUGAACCUGAGGACCAGGUGCUGAACUCACCUUUCCGAGGUUGGUAGCCCAGGUUACAUUGACUAUAGAAAGGAUAGAGCUUCAAACAGCAAAGGAAAAGCCACAGUGUGACCUGGGGGUGGUGGCUGUGUGUCAAGUGGUGCCUGAGCCUGUGGAGAAGCUGGAAACUGAAGUCAGCCCUGUGUGUGUCCUGCCCAGCUGAUGUGAUCGAGCCCCAGUAGAGAGUGGACAUCAAGGCUCAGGACUUGCUGACACUGGAGGAUGUGGCCGUGGACUUCACCUGGGAGGAGUGGCCGCUCCUGGCCCCUGCCCAGAAGGACCUGUACCGGGACGUGAUGUUGAAGAAUUAUAGGAACCUGGUGUCAGUGGGGCAUCAAGCUAGCAAACCAGAUGUGCUUUCCAAGCUGGAAUGAGGGCAAGAACUGUGGGCGAUAGAAGAGGAAGUCCACAGUCGAACCCAUCCAGAAGUCGAAAUUGUUGAUCAUCUGCAGUGAUACUUGCAUACCCAGAGAUUUCUAAAGACAACUAAAUAUGGAACCAUGUGUGAACAUAAUGUCUGAAAAUAUUGUUCAUCUGGACCAACAUCAUUUUCCUUUAAGGCAAAAUCAUGGAAAAACUCUGCUAUCAAAUUUAAAUUCAGUCAGUUAAAACAAACUGUGAAAUAAAGAACCCCAUGUGCAUGGUGGAGAUGGGAAAUCUUUUCUCCUUACAAAAUAUGAGCAAAUUCAUACUAAAAUGCCUGAAAUUGGAAAACCCAUCAGCACUAAGGCUCCCAUUUAUUAAGCAUCAGAGAACUCACAAAAUCGAGAAAUGCACAUAUACAGUGAAUGUGGGGCUUCCCUCAUCAGGCAUUCUCAGCUCACUGAAGAUGAGAGAAUUCACUGAGGGGAGAAACUCCAUGGUUGUAGUACAUGUGGGAAGGCACAUACCACAAAGUCUAGACUCACUGAGCACCAGAAAAUCCAUACACAAGAGAAACCUUAUAUAGGUGAAUGUGGCAAAGCCUGUUAUAGGAAGUCAGUCAUUAUACAUGAGAGAAAAGAAAGAGGAGAAAACCCCCGUUGAUGCACUAAAUGUGGCAAAGCCUUUCUCAUUAAAUGACGUCUUAUUUUACAUCAGAAAACUCGUACCUGAGAGAAACACUAUAUGUGUAAUGAUUGUGGAAAGGGCUUCACGCAGAUUAGUUUCACUGUACAUUGGUGAACUCAUACUGGUGAGAAACCUUAUAUAUGCAGUGAAUAUGGACAAGGUUUCAUCCAAAAGAUAAGUCCCAUAUGACAUCAGGGAGUUCAUACAGACAAGACUUCCUUUCUAUGUAGUGACUGAAAAAUCCUGUCCUCAGAAGUCAGGUUUCAUUAAACAUCAGAAAAUGCACACAGGAGAGAAACCUCAUAAAUGUAGUGAAUGUGGGAGAACCUUCAUCAUGAAACAACAGCUUGUUGUCCAUUAAAGAACUCAUAUAGGAAAGAGAUCCUAUAAAUACACUGGGUGUAGGAAAGCUUUUUCCUACAAGUCUUGCCUUAUUAAACAUAAGAAACGUACACAAAGGAGAAAUAUUUAGAUUCAU
Messenger RNA from Zalophus californianus (California sea lion), 6247 nucleotides. It is a transcript of the gene ZNF613, whose product is annotated as zinc finger protein 613. The transcript has 9 exons. NCBI's taxonomy places the organism in Eukaryota, Metazoa, Chordata, Mammalia, Carnivora, Otariidae. Gene Ontology annotation, biological process: negative regulation of transcription by RNA polymerase II. The record is from RefSeq and is a predicted model, not a curated record. Bases 338 to 2305 code for a protein of 655 amino acids. Gene Ontology annotation, molecular function: DNA-binding transcription repressor activity, RNA polymerase II-specific.